This is a messenger RNA of Fusarium graminearum PH-1, 1053 nucleotides long. RefSeq lists its product as uncharacterized. Lineage: Eukaryota; Fungi; Ascomycota; Sordariomycetes; Hypocreales; Nectriaceae. The transcript has 2 exons. Bases 1 to 1053 code for a protein of 350 amino acids. The record is from RefSeq and is a predicted model, not a curated record.
AUGACUUCUACAAUCAAACAAGAAGGCUCUGCUGAGACCAAGGUCACUGAGGUCACUGCCCCGACCCUGACCCUGACUCCAACCUUCCACCCAUUCCCUAACCUGCCCGCAGAGCUUCGUCUGAGAAUCUGGAAAGCCGCAUGCCUACCGCGAACCCAGAACGAUCGCGCCAUUCAGUACGUUACCGCUGAUGUGGUGCAAGAGAAUUGGGACGACGAUGAUUUAGUCAUCUUUGACGAAGAUGUCGAGUACUUUUUUGAAAGCGACGAUGAGGAGGAUCACGAAACCGGAUACGUCACGCUAAGAGGGUUGAGCGGGAAAAAGCUGCACAACUUCCCACCCACCAACUCUGCCCACCUCUGGGACCAAGGUCUUUGGAUGGCCUGCACUGAGUCGAGGAGAGCUAUCGCCAAGCAUCUAGAAACUCACAAAUGGCUCCCAAUCACCGGUCAGAGGGACGAAGAAUACCUAUCUUCAGUUCCAUGGUUUCACACAUAUUUCCCAUCAAUCCUUGUCCCACACAGGAGGGCUAAGCACUGGCGCCCAAUAGUGGUCCCUCGUAGGGACAUCUUCUGCAUUUCGGCCGCUAACCUUCGGUAUCUACCCAAAAGCCUGUACGGUAUGAAGCUACUAGCACCACUCUUUGGUCAGCGGAAAUCCACUAUCAUCGACGACUGGAACAUCGCUCUCAAAUUUGACAGCAGCUGGAACGACAACCUUCCAGUAGAUCUCUACGACCUGAAACAGGAGAAGACUCCACGAGGCUUAUUGGCAAACUGGAUGGACAUGUUGGCCGACGAAUUCGAAUUCCAACCCACUCUUUGGAUCAUCGAUGAUACCGCUGGCUGGGUUGCACAUCCUGACCCAGAGCCCAAAACAGUUUUCCGUGAUUGUGAUACCGAGUACGUCCUUAGUUACUGGACCUCUCUUCGCGACUACACAGGCAACGGCGAGCUGGGUGAUUUGCACGAGUUCAUUUCUUAUUUUGCGGAGAUAUUAGAGGACGGCGGCAAUCCCGACCAUAUCGGUGUUCUGCAGUGGCUCGACUAUUGA